Molecule: messenger RNA, 2227 nt
Organism: Myotis davidii
Lineage: Eukaryota; Metazoa; Chordata; Mammalia; Chiroptera; Vespertilionidae
Gene: CTU2
Product: cytosolic thiouridylase subunit 2 homolog (S. pombe)
Exons: 14
Coding region: 460-2106 (548 amino acids)
Biological process (GO): tRNA wobble position uridine thiolation
Cellular component (GO): cytosol
Molecular function (GO): sulfurtransferase activity; tRNA binding
Source: RefSeq, a predicted model, not a curated record
UCCCGGGGAGGCUGGAGCGCGCUCCGCAGCACCUGGGAGAGCCUGACCGGCCGGUGGUGGACUCCCCAGGGCGGGCCCCCCUUUGCUCUCUCGCACCUCAAGUUCUUGCAGUCGGUGGGACAGCGCUGCCGCUGACCAUGCCGUCUUUCCUGGAAGAGAAGUCGGCUCUCCUGUCGCUGUCACCCACCGACUCCCCGUCUCCCGUCCUGAGCCACCCAGAGCAGGUUGACGCCCCUGGCGGGCCAGCCCUGGAGAGAUGAGAGGUGGCCUUUAGGUGCCCCCUGAACGGCUUUAACAGACCGGAAUCCUCCAGGGCCCUUGUCGUUUUUCAAAUUGGAAGUUUGGUUAAGACACAAACUGGUUGCCCGUGUUCAGUCACCCACAUGACCUCUCCCCUACCCCAGGUUGGGGUGAGAAACAGGACCUCUCUCUGAAGUCUUAGGGAGGGGCGUGUGCAGUAUGUUCUUGUUCUCUCUUCCCCCUCCAUGUCUCCAAAGCCGUGAGCUGAAGUGUGUGAAGUGCUCGGAAGGCCUGCCCGUGGUGGUGAUCCGAGCAGGGGACGCCUUCUGCAGGGACUGUUUCAAGGCGUUCUACGUCCACAAGUUCAGAGCUGUGCUUGGGAAGAACCGGCUGAUCUUUCCAGGAGAGAAGGUGCUCCUGGCGUGGUCUGGGGGGCCUUCGUCUAGCUCCAUGAUCUGGCAGGUCCUUGAGGGCCUGAGUCGAGAUUCUGCCAAAAGACUGCGUUUUGUGCCAGGGGUUGUCUACGUUGAUGAGGGAGCAGCCUGUGGACAGAGCCCGGAGGACAGAGCCAAAACCCUAGCCGAGAUGAAGCUGAUCCUGCAGACAGUUGGUUUUCCCUGGCACAUUGUGGCCUUAGAAGAGGUGUUCGGCCUGCCGCCGUCCGUGCUUCGCCACCUUGCCCAGGAGCCCUCGGGGACCAAGGGGGCCUAUAAGGCAGCUGUGGACAGUUUCCUCCAGCAGCAGCACACACCCGCCCAAGGGGAGGAGCAGCUGAGCCAGCCUGGCUCCCAGGACCCCCAGAGCCCAGCUGGGCUACCCACAGCUGCCCAGACCGAGGCCCAGGCACCCACAGCUGCCCAGACCGAGGCUCAGCCACCCACAGCUGCCCAGACCGAGGCCCAGGCACCCACAGCUGCCCAGACCGAGGCUCAGCCACCCACAGCUGCCCAGACCGAGGCCCAGGCACCCACAGCUGCCCAGACCGAGGCUUUAUCUAGACUCUUCGACUCAGUGAAGACACUGACAGCCAAGCAGGAGCUUCUUCAGACCCUGCGAACGCACUUGAUUCUGCACGUGGCCCGGACCCAUGGCUACUCCAAGGUGAUGACGGGAGACAGCUGUACUCGCCUGGCCAUCAAGCUCAUGACUAGCCUGGCGCUGGGGAGAGGGGCCUUCCUGGCCUGGGACACGGGCUUCUCUGACGAGAGGCAUGGUGACGUGGUGGUGGUGCGGCCCAUGCGCGACCACACACUGAAGGAGGUCGCCUUCUACAACCGCCUGUUUGCUGUGCCCUCUGUCUUCACACCAGCUAUCGACACCAAGGCCCCUGAGAAGUCCAGCAUCCACCGGCUUAUGGAAGCCUUCAUGCUCAGGCUGCAGGCCCAGUUCCCCUCCACAGUCAGCACUGUGUACAGGACGAGUGAGAAGCUGGUCAAGGCCCCAAGGGAUGGCAAUGCUGGUGGCCCCCCAGACCCCCGCUGCCUGCUCUGCAUGUGUGCACUGGACAUCGACACUGCUGAUAGUGCCACGGCUUUUGGGGCCCAGACCUCACAUCUCUCCCAGAUGCAGCCCCCCACCGCACCAGCUGAGGCACCCACAACACCCUGCUGCUCUGCAGGGGUGGGCAGGGCCCAGGGCUGUUGCCGGGGGGCUGGGCCCUGCGGGAGGGAGGACCCCCGAGCCAGUGUCAUCGAGCAGCUAUGCUACGGGUGCCGUGUGAACAUGAAGGACUUGCCUUCCUUGGACCCCCUGCCACCCUACAUCCUGACUGAGGCCCAGCUCCGUAGCCAGAGGGCCUCGGUCUUGCAGGAGAUACAGGAGUAUCUGAUUGACAGUGAUGAUGAGGCGCAGACCGGUGAGAGCUGAGCCUCAGGAUGGACCCCGGGACCACCCCGCCUGGACCUCUGCCAUGCUGGAGCAGGACACAGGGAUGGGCAGGCAGCGUGCUGUCAUCCGUUCGUAUAAAUAAAAGUUUUAAUUAAAAAAA